AUGGGGUUCGAGAGGCAGAGCAGAGCGUCGGGGUCCUCCAACGCCCUGAGACCGACGGAGAAAACCCCUCUCAUCGGACACGAACAAAAGCACCUGUCUUCCCAAUCGAAGACCAUCGCCAAUCUCUUCAUCGCAAUCGUCGGCGCCGGCGUGCUGGGUCUCCCUUACUCCUUCAAGCGCACCGGAUGGAUCAUGAGCCUCCUCAUGCUCUUCUCCGCCGCCGCCCUCACCUAUUACUGUAUGCUCCUCCUCGUCCACACCCGCCGCAAGCUCCGCUCCUUCGCCGGCGACUUCUCAAUCAUCAACUCCUUCGGCGACCUGGGGUUCGCCGUCUGCGGUCCCGUCGGCAGGUUGGUUGUUGACAUCAUGAUUGUCUUGUCUCAAGCUGGAUUCUGCGUGGGUUACGUGAUCUUCAUCGGCAACACGCUAGAUAACCUGUGCGAUUCCUACUCCUCCGCCGCCGCUGCCACGCCCUCUUCCAACGCCGUCUUAUCCGCCCAAUUCCUAGGGUUUUCGGCAAAAUCCUUGUUCGUAUGGGCCUGCUUCCCUUUCCAAUUGGGGCUCAAUUCCAUCGCAACCCUCACCCAUCUAGCCCCUUUAAGCAUAUUCGCCGACAUCGUAGACCUAGCUGCCAUGGGAGUCGUGAUCGUGAAAGAUGUAAUGAUUAUGGCGAAGAACAUCCCCGAGGUUAAAGCUUUCGGCGGUCUAUCCGUCUUCUUUUACGGGAUGGGUGUGGCUGUCUACGCAUUCGAAGGGAUCGGCAUGGUUUUGCCCCUCGAGUCGGAAGCCAAGGACAAAGACAAGUUUGGAAGAAACCUGGGGUUCGCCAUGGGAGUCAUCUCAGUCAUCUAUGGAGCAUUUGGUGCUCUAGGGUACCUUGCUUUUGGCAACGACACUAAGGACAUCAUCACUGCAAACCUCGGGGUGGGGCUGAUCAGCACCAUGGUCCAGCUCGGCCUGUGCAUAAACCUGUUCUUCACAUUCCCGCUGAUGAUGAACCCAGUAUACGAGAUUGUGGAGCGAAGGUUUUGGCAAGGGAGGUAUUGCCUGUGGUUGAGGUGGCUGCUGGUGUUCAUUGUCAGCUUGGUUGCACUGUUGAUCCCGAAUUUCACCGAUUUCCUGUCGCUCGUGGGGAGCAGUGUGUGCUGUCUAUUGGGGUUCGCCCUUCCGGCGCUGUUUCACUUGCUUGUGUUCAAGGAAGAGAUGGGGUGGAAAGGCUGGACGAUCGAUGUUGGGAUUGUCACCGUUGGUGUUGUUCUUUGUGUUACAGGGACCUGGUACUCUCUCAUUGAGAUUUUCUCUGUUAAGGUUUAA
This is a messenger RNA of Linum tenue, 1314 nucleotides long. Lineage: Eukaryota; Viridiplantae; Streptophyta; Magnoliopsida; Malpighiales; Linaceae. The record is from the annotation of a GenBank genome assembly.